AUGUCCGACCAGGUUCAGGAGAUUCUCGAUGUCCCGAGGGAGUUUGUCAAGGAUGGAGUGCAGUUCAUGAACCGCUGCCAAAAGCCUGACCGCAAGGAGUUCAUCAAGAUCUCUCAGGCCGUGGGUGUUGGUUUCCUGAUCAUGGGGGCUGUUGGUUACGUCGUCAAGCUGAUUCACAUCCCUCUCAACAACAUCCUCGUAGGAGGCGCAUAA
Molecule: messenger RNA, 213 nt
Organism: Phaeoacremonium minimum UCRPA7
Lineage: Eukaryota; Fungi; Ascomycota; Sordariomycetes; Togniniales; Togniniaceae
Product: putative protein transporter sec61 subunit gamma protein
Exons: 3
Coding region: 1-213 (70 amino acids)
Biological process (GO): post-translational protein targeting to membrane, translocation; protein targeting
Cellular component (GO): Ssh1 translocon complex; membrane
Molecular function (GO): transmembrane protein transporter activity
Source: RefSeq, a predicted model, not a curated record